AUGGACGUCAAAUCGGCCCAAGACGUGAGCCCCGACCGAAUUGGUACGUCGGCGUCGGACACACCAUCCGAGACUAUGCAUGGGGAUGUUUUCGAACGCCGUCUAUCGCAAGCACAAUGGGACAAAUAUCGACAGACCAAACGUGGCCUCUCACCACGACAUGUCCAAUUGAUGCAGAUCGGCGGAUCCAUUGGAACUGGUCUAUUUGUCGGAAUCGGAGGCAGUCUCAAGCGUGCAGGCCCACUGUCGUUGUUUCUAGGCUACCUUUUCUGGGGACUCUUAUUCAUCUGGCCAUGUAACUUGUGCGUGGCAGAGAUGGCGGCCUGGCUACCUGUACGAGGAACCAUCUUUGAACUUGCCUCUCGCUACGUGGAUCCAGCGUUGGGGUUCGCGAUGGGAUGGACAUAUUUCUUCGCCACGGCAAUGCUUGUGUGCACGGAAUAUGCCGCCGUGGCUGCCGUCGUCCAAUACUGGAACACAGACAUCAACGCUGCUGUCUGGGUUGCCUUGUGCCUGGUCACAUGUACUUUUCUCAAUCUUGUCGCUGUCAGGUGGUACGGUGAAUCCGAGUUCGUCAUGGCGUCGACUAAAAUACUCUUGCUCAUGGGCCUGAUCCUCCUCACCUUCAUCACCAUGGUUGGCGGGAAUCCUCGUCGCGACGCAUAUGGCUUCCGAUACUGGAAGAACGGUCUCGCGAUGCACCCGUACUACAGCGCGGAUCCGAACACGGGUCGAUUUCUCGGCUGGUGGAGUGUCAUUCGAUAUGCCGCCUUCACCAUUGCGGGCCCGGAUUUGAUCGCACUCGCGGCCGGCGAGAUCCAGAAUCCUCGACGAACGAUCCCUCGGGUGGCCAAAUUGGUUUUCUACCGACUAGUGGGUUUCUAUGUGGUCGGAGUUCUCUGUGUGGGCAUCAUCUGCUCUUCUCGCGACGAACGACUGAUGUCAGCCAUCGACAACGGCGACGUUGGCGCCGCAGCGUCACCAUGGGUGAUUGGGAUUCAAAAUCUCGGUAUCGAGGGCCUCCCAGGAUUCAUCAACGCCCUGAUCCUCCUAUCUGGCUGGUCAUGCGGCAACGCCUAUCUGUACUCGUCCAGCCGAACACUAUAUUCCCUUGCCCGUGACGGUCAAGCACCCAAGUUCUUCAUGAAGUGUACCAAGGCCGGAAUCCCCAUCUACUGCGUCUUGACCGUUUCGCUUAUCUCAUGUAUCACGUUUCUGGUAGCCUCGGACUCGGCAAUCACGGUGUUUUACUGGUUCGUGUCUUUGACCACCAUUGCUUUCAUCCUCACAUACACCAGUUUCAUGAUCACCUUUAUUGGCUGGUUCAACGCUUGCAAGGCACAGGGUUUGAAUCGCGACACCUUACCAUACAAAUCCCCAUAUGCACCUUACACGGUUUACUUUGCUAUUUUCCUUGGCUGGGUGGUCAUGAUCUUCAUUGGAUUCGACGUCUUUGUCCCCUGGUCGACCGAGGGAUUCAUCACCUCGUACUUUGGACUGGCGUACGCCCUGGUGGUGUUUACAUUUUGGAAGGUGUACAAGAAAACAAAGUUUGUCAGUUCCAAGACGGCUGAUUUGUACAGCGGAAAGGCAGAGAUUGAUGAAGAAUGUAAGCAUUGGGAGGAUGGCGGCUUGAUUGAGAAUGAGAGACGACGAUUAGCUCAGAUGAAUGUUAUCCAUAGGACGUGGGAGAAGAUGUGGUGA
Exophiala mesophila is the source of this 1704-nucleotide messenger RNA. RefSeq lists its product as uncharacterized. Bases 1 to 1704 code for a protein of 567 amino acids. NCBI's taxonomy places the organism in Eukaryota, Fungi, Ascomycota, Eurotiomycetes, Chaetothyriales, Herpotrichiellaceae. The record is from RefSeq and is a predicted model, not a curated record. Gene Ontology annotation, biological process: amino acid transmembrane transport. The transcript is spliced from 2 exons. Gene Ontology annotation, cellular component: membrane. Gene Ontology annotation, molecular function: amino acid transmembrane transporter activity.